GCCAAUCGCGACAGCACACGAACGUAAACUUGCCACGUCCAGCUUUUCCCAGCACCGUCAUCAACUUCGUUGCUCGUGAGCCGAGCCCACCGCAGUAGUCGUCUGAGCGUUGAUUACAGGACAAAGCAACGGGUAGGCUAAGGAAAUAGACAACAAUAUGCGAGUUCUCAAGUCGUUAAGUUUGGUGCUUUUCGUCGCCGGAUUGGCCCUGGUGGCUUCCGACGUAGAAGUCAAGGAGGAGGAUGGCGUGCUGGUGCUGACGAAGGAUAACUUCCAGAAGGUGGUCGAGGAAAACGAAUUCGUGCUGGUUGAGUUCUAUGCUCCAUGGUGUGGACACUGCAAAGCACUCGCUCCCGAGUACGCCAAGGCCGCCAAGGCUCUGGCCGAGAAGAAUUCCCCCAUCAAGCUCGGUAUGGUUGAUGCCACCGAGGAGCAGGAACUGGCUGAGAAGCACGGAGUCCGUGGCUACCCGACGCUGAAAUUCUUCCGCAGUGCCACUCCCAUCGAGUACACCGGAGGCCGCGAAAAGGACACCAUCGUCUCCUGGUUGGAGAAGAAGACUGGCCCAGCCGCCAAGGAACUGGAAACUGUUGCCGAAGCCGAAGAAUUCCUCAAGGAACACAACGUUGCUGUGGUCGGUUUCUUCAAGGACCGUGAAUCGGCUGAAUGCAAGGCUUUCUUAUCCACUGCCAACGCCGUCGAUGACUAUCCAUUCGCCGUCACUUCCAGCGAGGAUGUGUACGCUAAAUACGAAGCCAAGUGCGGAUCGAUUGUCCUGUUCAAGCAUUUCGAUGACGGAAAGGCUGUCUUCGAAGGUGAAUUCACCGAAGAGGCUCUGAAGAAAUUCGUUGCUGCCCAGGCUCUGCCACUGAUUGUUGACUUCAGCCACGAAACCGCCCAGAAGAUCUUCGGAGGAGAAAUCAAGAACCAUCUGCUGUUCUUCAUCUCGAAGGAAGCUGGACACAUGGAGAAAUACAUUGAAGCCGCCAAGGAAGUUGCCAAGAAAUACCGCGAGAAAAUCCUGUUCGUGACCAUUGAUGCUGAUCAGGAAGAUCACCAACGUAUCCUGGAAUUCUUCGGAAUGAAGAAGGAAGAGGUCCCAUCGAUGCGCAUCAUCCAUUUGGAAGAAGAUAUGGCCAAGUACAAGCCAGAAACCAACGACUUGGCUGCCGAUAAGGUUGAGGCAUUCGUUUCCAAGUUCUUCGAAGGUAAGAUCAAGCAGCACCUGUUGUCUCAGGAAGUACCAGAGGAUUGGGACAAGAACCCCGUCAAGGUUUUGGUUGCCGAUAAGUUCGAUGAAGUUGUUAUGGACUCCACCAAGGAUGUUCUGGUCGAAUUCUACGCUCCAUGGUGCGGACACUGCAAACAGCUGGUCCCCAUCUACGACAAGCUGGGUGAAAAAUUCGCCGAUGACGAGUCGAUUGUGAUCGCCAAGAUGGAUGCUACUGCCAACGAGCUGGAGCACACCAAGAUCAACUCGUUCCCAACGAUCUAUCUCUUCCGAAAGGGAGACAACCAGAAGGUCGAGUACCGAGGAGAGCGCACUCUGGAAGGAUUCGUCAACUUCCUGGAGGGCAAGACCGAGGAACCCGAGGUGGAGGAAACCGAAGAGGAACAGAAGCCAGAAAAGGAUGAACUGUAAAUUGGCAGGAGUGUUUAUACAAAGAGCUAAGAGCCAAACCACAUGAAACAAACUACCAGCGACAUCGGAAAUCAAUUAUGUGGUUAACAGAAUACAUCAUUUAGUAAGAAACACAAACACUUACCAAAACAAAUACACUCUCACACAUACAAUACAAACAAAAACAAAACAACAACAAAACGCGCAGAUAACAGACAAACGCAAGCAAAACAGAGAACGUAAAUUUCCACCACCCUUAAACCGGUAUUGACAGUGUUGUAAAAUAGUCGCGAUAGAGUCCCUUUUUCCUCUCCCAGAUAGGCAAAGGCGAUAGAAGAAAAGUAGAAGUUUAUCUUUCCAUGAGACUGUUUUUAUUUAAUAGUUUUGUGCUGUCAGGAGGGAGACCGAAAAAAAAAAAACUGUAAAAGAGAAAGUAUAUGAUAAAUUUGGAUUGAUGUGAAGCGUCGAAGAAAGAGGAUGGAGUUGAAGUUAAGGUAACAGAAUGCAUUUUUCAAAUGUUAUAUUAACAUUAAACAAAAUAAAAAUAUGAAAAGAAAACAAAACCGGAAGGUAGUAUGAUUUUUUUUACUGUAACUAACAGAAGGCUUCCAUUGCGCCCACUGCAUCGUUUGUUGAUCGAUCAAGUAAGGCGAAGUGCACAUGCUGUCCUGCUACUUCGAAGUGCCCUCAAAAUGAUCAUUCCGUCUAGGGUUUCAGCACAAAAGCAGUUUAUUUUCAAUUCUACUAACAUCCCUCCAUCAUGGGAAACACAUUGAUAAGAAGCAGCACGGCCAAUGAGAGUAACUCAGUAAUUCAAAAUUUUCCUAGAUUUUCUAGAAAAUCGAGAGAUAUUUCAUUCAGUCUAUUAGUAUACUCUUAGUCUGAACAAAAAUUUCGUCGAUUUUUUCUCAUUUUGAAGCAGUUUUUCCUGGAAAAGCAAGGAAAAUUUAACUCAUUUUUGCAAUUUUGACACUUUUGAUGAGUUACUCUCAUUGGCCGUGAGGAACAGGGUUUUCUCCAAAGUUGUUGAUUGAUAGGAUUUCCUCUUUUCGGAACUAGUUUUUGAAACUAUCAGGAACUUAACUUAAAACAGCAAGACAAACGGGAACGAUAAUAAAGUGAUAGAAAAAUUCGACACUAA
Ochlerotatus camptorhynchus is the source of this 2762-nucleotide messenger RNA. RefSeq names its product protein disulfide isomerase (gene Pdi). Bases 158 to 1642 code for a protein of 494 amino acids. Gene Ontology annotation, biological process: protein folding; response to endoplasmic reticulum stress. Lineage: Eukaryota; Metazoa; Arthropoda; Insecta; Diptera; Culicidae. The record is from RefSeq and is a predicted model, not a curated record. The transcript is spliced from 4 exons. Gene Ontology annotation, molecular function: protein disulfide isomerase activity. Gene Ontology annotation, cellular component: endoplasmic reticulum.